Messenger RNA from Terrapene triunguis (Three-toed box turtle), 1138 nucleotides. It is a transcript of the gene ITM2A, whose product is annotated as integral membrane protein 2A. NCBI's taxonomy places the organism in Eukaryota, Metazoa, Chordata, Testudines, Emydidae. The transcript has 6 exons. Gene Ontology annotation, biological process: negative regulation of amyloid precursor protein biosynthetic process. The coding region runs from base 81 to 836 and encodes 251 amino acids. Gene Ontology annotation, molecular function: amyloid-beta binding. The record is from RefSeq and is a predicted model, not a curated record. Gene Ontology annotation, cellular component: Golgi apparatus; plasma membrane; extracellular exosome.
GGGGCGGGCUCUAGUCAGCAGCUCGGCAGCGGCAGGGGGAUUUGUGAUCGGACGCUGCGCAGCUCGGAGCAGGCAGCACCAUGGUGAAGAUCGCCUUCAGUUCUCCCUUCGCCCAGAAGGACGAGCCCAAGAAGGAUGCAGCCGAGGCACUGGUGGCUGACAAGGAUCCAGAAAUUGCAACACAUGGAAAUGAAAAUUCAUCUGGAAGAUGUUUAUUGACGCUUUUGGGUCUUGCAUUCAUCUUAGCAGGGGUUGUGGUUGGUGGAGCCUGCAUCUACAAGUACUUCAUGCCUAAGCAUAAGGUGUACCGUGGGGAAAUGUGUUACUUUGAAAAUGAAAAUCAGGAUCGUGCUCUAGAACCGUACUUCCUGCCCAUUGCAGAAGAAGCUGAUAUUCGGGAAGAUGAUAACAUAGCAAUCAUUGAUGUUCCAGUUCCGAAGUUCUCGGAUAGCGACCCAGCAGCUAUUGUUCAUGAUUUUGACAGGCUUCUGACUGCUUAUCUUGACUUACAACUGGGUAACUGCUAUGUGAUCCCUCUGAACACAUCCAUUGUUAUGCCACCAAGGAAUCUGAUGGACCUGUUCGCAAAACUGGCGACUGGUUCUUACUUGCCUCAGACUUAUCUAGUUCGUGAAGAAAUGGUGGUAACAGAAGAGAUAGAUAAUGUGUCUGAUUUGGGCAUCUUCAUUUACCAGCUUUGUGUAGGAAAAGAGACCUUCAGACUGCAGCGCAGAGAUCAGAGAGCAGGUCUCCAGAAGCGCUCAGCUGAGAACUGUCAUACAAUCAGACACUUUGAAAAUUCUUUUGUGGUUGAAACAAAGAUCUGUCAACAGUGAAAGACACUGGAUGGAAAGUGACUAUUUCACAUCUUCAUUAAAAAGUCUGAGCUUUACAGUUUGACUUCUAAAUUAAAAUGUGCAGUGAUAAUCAAAAGCCUUAUUAUGCAUCUCCUGUGUAUUGCUUGUAUUACAAAACACAAAAUCACCGUUUCAGCUUUCUUUGAUCCUUGGUAUAACAGAAUAUUUUUAGUUGUCUUACGUAAAACUGAAAUUUGAGACCUUUAGAAGAAAUGUGUUAUCAACUUAUCCAUUGAAUGUGUCUGACUUAGAAUUUUUCUGGGAAAGGCAGAAAAAAAAAA